AUGGCUUCAAAACGUCGCGACUCGCUCGAUGACGUCGAUAUGGAGGGCGAGGACAUCACCGGCGACUACGACCCGCAUGCCUACGACCGGGAUGUCCUGCUCCAGCAAGACUACACGGAGAAGUUAAUACACGACUCUUCUGUUUUGAGAAAAUCUGCGCUGUCGUCGUCGCGGAAAAAGGGAAAGGGGAAGAAGUCUGUUGGAUUCGAUGUGGCAACUAGCGGGUCAUAUCGAAAGCUGAAGGAUGCAGAUAUUAGUCCUGAAGGAGAGAGUGAGAGCGAGGUCGAAUUAGAUGCCGAGUCACAUUUGAAGUAUUUGAAGAAACGGCAACGACGCAAAUCGUGUUUGAAAUCGUGCUGCUUCUUUCUGGUUUGCCUGCUUGUGAUAGGAAUUGUCGGUGCAGCAGGAUACAUUGCAGUCAUCAAGCACAAGUUUGGAAUAUCAAGUCUGAACCCCUUCAGAAACUCGUCCGGUUCAGAAGUAAGUACGACUACGAACUCGACGUCGAAAGCAGUUCUGUCCAACGGCACGCACGACUUUUACCCCACGACCAUCUUCAUUUCAUUGGACGGAUUUCGCCCUGACUAUCUCACUCCUGAGUAUACUCCAACCAUGUGGGAAAUGUACUCUUCCGAGUAUAUGGCGCCGUUCAUGUAUCCUUCCUUCCCAUCCGUGACAUUCCCGAACCACUACACGUUGGUCACCGGCUUGUAUCCGUCUAGUCAUGGAAUUGUUGGCAACACGUUCUAUGAUCCCGACUUGCAAGAGGAGUUCAAUUACCACGACCCCAGCCAUUCUAUACAGUCCAAGUGGUGGGGCGGCGAGCCUCUCUGGGUCACAGCGAGCAAGAGCGGUGUUAGAUCCGCUAUUCACAUGUGGCCCGGAAGCGAGGCUCCAUGGGGAGACUACACUCCUGAGUUCGUCGACAAGUACAAUGGCUCAGAAACUCUUGAUAGAAAGGCGAAGCGAGUUUUGGGAUGGCUGGACAUGGAAGUGGACGAGCGGCCGGAGUUGAUAUUGUGCUACGUACCCACGAUCGACACUCUUGGUCAUAAAUACGGAACCUUGGGACCUGAGAUUGAUUCUGGUCUCAGCCAGGUUGAUUCGUUGAUUGGGUCCAUCUUCCAAGGCAUCGAUGAUCGGAAUCUGUCAUCGGUGGUUAACGUUGUUAUUGUCUCCGACCACGGAAUGGCUUCGACAUCCAACGAUCGUUUGAUAUUUUUGGAUGACCUUAUUGCGCCAGAUAGCGUCGAGCAUACAGAUGGCUGGCCGUUAUUCGGAUUGCGACCGUACUCAUACAACACCACCAACCAAAUAUACAGCGAGAUUGUUGAUUCUAGAGAGGAGAUCAAGACGCUCGGUACCAAUGAGACUGAAGGCCUUGAUCACUGGGAAGUGUACAAGCGCGAUAGCAUGCCUGAGGAGUGGCAUUUUGGCGGGCCUAGUGGUGGAAAGUACCAGGACCGGAUAGCCCCGGUUUGGAUAUUGCCCGAAGCCGGGUGGGCUAUAUCUACCAAAGCCCGAUUUGCUAGGCAAAACUACGAUUUCAAGCCUAAGGGUCUUCAUGGGUUUAACAAUACUCAUCCUCUUAUGCGCGCCCUGUUUCUGGCGUCUGGACCCCAUUUCCCGUCUGGGUUCCAAGCAGAGCCGUUUUAUAACACGGAAGUAUACGACAUCAUCUGCGCAUCAUUGAAUAUCACUGGCGCGGACACAAACGGAACUUUGGGUGGUGAGCCGAACGCGUUGCCGGAUGGAUGGAUGGAUCCCGUGCAGUUCCCUACUUAUAUCCCCAACUACGUUGCAUCCUCCACAUCUUCGUCGGCUGCUCUGCCAUCCGCGACUGCCAACCCCGCCGAAGUUGACGCGGAUAACUCGCUUGAUGGCGGGAGCAGUAUAACCGACGAGGCUGGAAACGAUGACGAAGCUUUGGAUUAUAUCGCAGACAAGUUAGACUCGGUGACGGUCGACAUCAACUCCUGGCUUGACGGCAUGUCUGACGGCGAUAGUGACAACGUUUAA
Messenger RNA from Myxozyma melibiosi, 2019 nucleotides. RefSeq names its product type I phosphodiesterase. Bases 1 to 2019 code for a protein of 672 amino acids. Gene Ontology annotation, molecular function: ribonucleoside triphosphate phosphatase activity; nucleoside triphosphate diphosphatase activity. Gene Ontology annotation, biological process: nucleoside triphosphate metabolic process. The transcript has 2 exons. NCBI's taxonomy places the organism in Eukaryota, Fungi, Ascomycota, Lipomycetes, Lipomycetales, Lipomycetaceae. The record is from RefSeq and is a predicted model, not a curated record.